AGAAAACCGAGUACUUGUAGCAGGCUAUAGGCUACAGAAUCUUCCCACGGGAGAUUAGUAUAAAAACGCUCAGGGGAAAAAAAGCCUUUGUGUUCGGCAACAAUGACACGUGGGCGAUGUUGAAUUUGGACAGUUUAGCCCUUGCAGCCCUCCCACUCAACAGAGAAAAUAUUGACAGUGUUAUGGGUGACGGAGUUGGUGGCCCCCCUCAUCCACCAAUUGUAUUUUAUGGCAAUUCGAGAUCAAUUGAGACCUGUCGUUGAACAAAGAAAUAUCAUGGCCGCAUCAAACAGCCGACGAGACGUCAAGUCAAAGUUAUGGAUCCCAAUGAUCGUUAUUGUCGUGGUUGUACUGCAAGUAGCUUCGACAACUGGACUCCUCGUCUUCUUGAACAUGUCAGUUGCUCAGGUGAGGAGUCAAGGGGUGGCUGAGGAGUUACGUUGCCUGGGGCUCCUUAAUGCCCUGGAGAAAGACCAGGAGAUACCGGAGUCUCUGGUUCAACUGUUUGGGGAGCCCUGCAUCAAACUGGCCCAGGGAAUAAGGGCCUAUGUCACCAAGGUGACAGAAAACAUUAUUUCAAAACACGCCGUUCCAGAGCCCAGUGCCCAGCCCAGAACCAAGCCCGUCAGUUCUGCAGGGCAUCAGAAGCCCUCUGCUCACCUCACACUCCGAGACAGUAGCUUACAGGGCCCUAUAUCCCUGGCCCCUCAGAAAGACCUGCAUCAGUCCUGCCGCCACCCGGUUCGGUCCUGGGGCAACCAGAGUUUCGGCUCCCAUCUCCACAACAUGACCCUGUCUCAUGGACGCCUACGUAUACCCCGGUCCGGACGUUAUUACUUGUAUGCCCAGGUGUACUUCCGCUAUCCCUCCCUCACCCACGAGGGGGGUAACCACCAUGGGGGCUCCUCCAGCUACCAGCUGGUCCAGUGUGUCUACAAGAAGACGUCAUACACCAAGCCCCUUCAGUUGCUGAAGGGGGUGGGCACCAAGUGCUGGGCGCCUGACACUGAGUAUGCCCUCCACUCUGUCUACCAGGGAGGCCUGUUUGAGCUGAGGGCCGGGGAUGAGAUCUUUGUUUCUGUGUCGUCGCCUACAGCCGUGCACGCAGAGGACUCAUCCAGCUAUUUUGGGGCAUUUCGAUUUGACCCAUGAGCGUGGAGGUUAAGGAGGGAAAAGCUCUCACACAAGAGGAUACUAAACAUGUACUGUACAUAGACUACAAAUCCCCAUGGUUCUGACAUAGCUUGCUGGUGCACAGGCCAUUAAUAAAACUGGCUCACAGAUGGCUACAUUAGAACUAUAUAUUUGAAUAAGAGUGGUGCGGACUAAUUGGCAUCCCGCUUUGGUACUGUAGCACAAUCACGAAUAAGAAUCUUCAGAACUAAGAGGGAUAGUGGAAAUGCAUAAGACUAAGGAAUGUGUGAAUUCUUCGAUAUACAGUAUGGCAUGCGGCACUACCAACUACCAACGAUAACUAUAGCUCUGGUGUCCAUAUGAAACCACUCUUCAGCCCUGAUCUCUCUAGACAUACCGGUUGCUUCCCACAAUGUACAUGUUGCCCUAAGUCUGGGAUUUCCAAGACUGAUCUGACCUGUAACUUACACAAAAUUUGAUUUAAAUUUGAACAUUUGUUUUUGAUUUAAACAAGCACUCUAGCACCAGGGUGUUAUUUUAGUGUUGAAUGUACCUAUUGAGAAUACAAACUCUAACUAUAGCUAAUUAUGGAUAAUUAACAAACAAUGGGCUCAAGGGGUAAAAACAAGGAAUGGUGAAAGUUCUUCUUGAUCCUGGCAUAAUCUUCCAAUUUGUACAAAACCUUAUUUAAUGGGCGUCGGUAAGGCUCGAAGGGAUUUUGGUAAUGGCCCUCUUGGGAUUCCUUCAUCAUACUGAGAAUUCUACUAUUUAUUCCGUUUAGCAUAGGGCGGUGCACAAUUGGCCCAGCGUCGUCCGAGUUAGGGGAGGGUUUGGCUGGGGAGGCUUUACAAGUAGUCCAUCAUUGUAAAUAAGAAUUUGUUCUUAACUGACGUGCCUAGGUAAAUAAAAUAGCAAUGAACUGCUUUUUUUCAGCAACAACUUUUGAUUGUUUUCUGUGGGUGGAGGUAUUACUGAUUACUGCAGUUAACCAGAUAUCAGUACUAGUACUCAGUCAUACUCCACUGGACAUAUGCAUCAACUUUACGUCUGUUUGAUUCAACCAGUGUGUUCCCAGUGGGACAGAGAUUCAGCACUGGACAGUAACUUAGUACUACUGUAGACGACUAGCUAAUAAUACUAUAAUAAUAAGUAUAACGCAAACAUCUAGCAACCCAAAGGUUGCUUGUUUGAAUCUCAUCACUGACAACUUUAGCAUUUUAGCUAAUUAGCAACUACUUACUUUUUGUUGUUGUUGCAACUACUUAGCAUGUUGGCGAACUCUAACCCUAACCCGUUGAGCUAACCUUCCCCUAACCCUAACCUAACUAACUAACUUUAACCCCUCGAGCGAAUGUUAGCCAACUACCUAAAAUUAGCGGUAGCCAACUAGCCACCUAGCUAACGUUAACCGCAACAAAAAAUUGCCAUAAUGUCAUACGAAAUGAAAUGGAUGAUGGACAUUCCACUAAUUAACACACCAUAUGAAACAUAACAUAUCAUGCUAAAUACAGAAUAAUACAAAAUACUCCGAGACCAUGUUGGUGACAAAGCCUCUACAAUUAAGACUGUUGUAAUGUUCGCCAAGUUUCUCUCAAUGUAAGACCUUAAAUCUGCUCCCUAACAAAGCUGAGUGAUGGUAAGAGCUGAAACAUGGAUUUUUUUUUAAAGCAUGAAAUUGCCUUGGUCUGUUUUCAAAAUAUCAUUUGUGUCAUUACAGCGGUUCCAUACGUUGUGUGGCAAAAAUAUUAUUUGUAUUUUAUUCUGUUGUAUUUCAUUAAAUUCUUAGCCUACUAUAAAAUAUGUAUGUUGAUUGUGAUCAGGGUAGCCUACAUGUGUCUUGUCUGUGUAACGAACAAAAUAACUAUGGAUUUCAUGUGCAUGGCGUAGCCAUCUAGCCCAUAGACUGCACAGACCAGUCACAUAAUUAAACCCAAUAUAUGCCAUUCUAUUCUUUUGAAAAUACAUUUUAUUAGUCUUGUGUUUUUUAGGAUUUGCCUAAAAACGAAUUAAUAAUGGAUUUCUUUGUGACGGUGUAGUCUAUAUUCAAUGGAUUUAUUAAAAUACUAUAGGAUGCCCACCCACAUCUACUCCCACCCCUGAAUUUGCCAGCAUGUGGACAGGCGAUUUAAAAAAAGGCCUAUCUCGGCAAGAAUGUGGUAAAAAUGAGAUUGUAUGAAUUGGGUUUUAAAAAACAUUGCCCGUUUUAUUUUUACAGGCAACAUUCCUGUGGAAAAAAAAUGCAAAAAAUAUUAAGUAUUGUCAGAGCCAAUUUUGAACUUCCUGUUAAGCACUCUUCAGGGCCACAUCCUAAUGGACAAUGUGUUAUUGGUUUGUUUGGGUUUGAUGUAAAACUGUUUGCAAUGUCUAAAAAGAGUGACUCUUUGACUGUGUAUUUGACUAUUGUUUGAAACUAUAAACAUUUACUGUCUAGACAUCUUCCUGUCACUUUCUACUGAAAGGCAUGACAGGCCACCCACACACAGCCCUCAGCCCACAGCAUUGAGUCAUAAUGGUUAGAUCCUCAGGGAGGGAUUCAAUGGGUUCAUGAUGUUGGAGUGAGAAUGACUCCAAACGUACUUAUUGGUGAGUAACUGGGCACAAUGAGCACAAAUUUACUCAUGUGAAAGUCAAUGUUGUUUUAAUUCAAGGCAAAUAUGAAAUGACAGGGAAUAAAUUGAUAUUUCAAUA
Messenger RNA from Oncorhynchus masou masou (cherry salmon), 3822 nucleotides. RefSeq names its product tumor necrosis factor ligand superfamily member 10-like. The transcript has 5 exons. Gene Ontology annotation, biological process: immune response. The record is from RefSeq and is a predicted model, not a curated record. Bases 229 to 1152 code for a protein of 307 amino acids. Gene Ontology annotation, cellular component: membrane. Gene Ontology annotation, molecular function: tumor necrosis factor receptor binding. NCBI's taxonomy places the organism in Eukaryota, Metazoa, Chordata, Actinopteri, Salmoniformes, Salmonidae.